Alosa alosa (allis shad) is the source of this 6381-nucleotide messenger RNA. RefSeq names its product neuronal cell adhesion molecule-like. Gene Ontology annotation, biological process: cell-cell adhesion; brain development. NCBI's taxonomy places the organism in Eukaryota, Metazoa, Chordata, Actinopteri, Clupeiformes, Clupeidae. The record is from RefSeq and is a predicted model, not a curated record. Gene Ontology annotation, molecular function: cell-cell adhesion mediator activity.
AGUUGAACGGGUGGGAGAGGACCACAGGCUGCGGGGAAGUCGUGCAUCGCCGAGAGACGAGUCCUAGCCGGGAGACAGGAGGAAGAGAGAAAGCAGGGGGAAAAUACGAUUGAAUCCGGACCUGAUACGAGACUAACGCCACAUUGCGAGAUCGCGAACAGAAAGCUCUGAAGUCGUCCAGGUUCAUCAGCUGAGAGGAAACGACAGGACGAAGGUCUCGAGGGCAGGAUCUCUUCAGGUGUCUUGAGAGCAGGAUCUUUUCAGGUGCUCCGGUGUUGUUCGGACACUGCAUGUGCUCUGGUCGGGACUGACUUCACUCUGACCAGAAGGGGGAAGGUUUUUUCACGUUGCCCUUGGCUUUGACCAGAGAGGGGGGAAGGUUUUCCACGUUGCGCAUAUCGUGCAGCCCCAGCAUGGACAGGAAGAGGAAGUGGAGCGUCGGUGGAGGAGCCGUGCUCUGGCUCCUCUCGGCUCACGUCUCUGUGGCCUUGGAAGUUCCUCUGGACCCUAAAGUUCUGGAAGGAUUGCCACAACCACCAACAAUCACUUACGAGUCCCCGAAAAAUUACAUCAUCGACCCACGGGAAAACAUCAACAUCAACUGCGAGGCGAAAGGACAGCCUCACCCCAGCUUCUCAUGGACGCGGAACGGGACACACUUUGACGUGGACAAAGACCCCAAGGUGACCAUGAAGCCGAACUCGGGGUCGCUGGUCAUCGACAUCAGCAACGGAGAGAAGGUGGAGGCCUACGAGGGCAUAUACCAGUGCACAGCGCACAAUGAUCACGGCGUCGCGGUGUCCAACAAUAUUGUCGUCCGCCAGUCAAGGUCCCCCUUGUGGUCGAAGGAGAGAAAUGAGCCCAGGUUGGUCCAGAGGGGAGACUCCCUGAUCCUGCACUGCAGACCCCCAGCGGGGCUGCCUCCACCCGUGAUCUUCUGGAUGGACCCAUUUUUCCAGCGUCUGCCACAGAACAGCCGUGUGUCCCAGGUGUUGAAUGGGGACCUGUACUUCUCCAACGUGCUGAUGGAGGACGCCCGCAGUGACUACAUCUGCUACGCCCGCUUCCCCUACACCCAGACCAUACAGCAGAAGCAGCCCAUCACUGUCAGAGUGAUAGACAACGCUGGUGCCGUGGGUGAGCGGAAGCCCACCUUCAUGUUACCAACUGGAACCAGCAGCACCUCCAUGGUGCUGAGGGGAGAGAGACUGCAGCUGGAGUGCAUCGCAGACGGCCUUCCUACACCGGAGAUCUCGUGGAGUAAAGACAACGGCGUCCUCCCCGAGGGACGCUUCUCCUUCCAGAACUUCAAAAAGACCCUGCAGAUCACCGAGGUGACCGAGACCGAUGCCGGCAACUACAGGUGCACGGCCAAGAACAGCCAGGGAGACGCCCACCACGUCAUCACCGUGGAAGUGAAAGCUGCCCCCUACUGGACUGGUGCCCCUCGGAACCUCAUCCUGGCCCCCAAAGAGAGCGGCAUCCUCACAUGCCUCGCUGGGGGCAACCCCAAACCCAAGGUGGCAUGGUCUGUGAAUGGGAUGCCCAUUCAAAAUGCCCCCAACGACACCAGUCGCGAGGUGAGGGGCGACACCAUCUUCCUCUCCGACGUCCCCACAGGGUCCAGCGCUGUCUACCAGUGCAACGCCUCCAAUGAGUUCGGCUACCUGAUGGCCAACGCCUUCGUCAAUGUCCUUGCGGAGCCACCACGAGUGCUCACUCCGCCCAAUAACGUGUACCAGGUCAUCACCAACAACCUCGCCUUACUCCACUGUGCCUCGUUCGGAUCCCCUAUUCCCACCAUCACCUGGUUCAAGGAUGGCCAGACCAGUAUACUGAACGGAGAUCCGUAUGUACUUCACACCAACGGCACGCUGGAGAUCCAUGUGGCCCAGCCCUUGCACAGCGGCAAGUACACCUGCAUCGCCACCAACUACCUGGGCAGCAAGGAGAACCACGUCUACCUAGAGGUCAAAGAGCCCACACGCAUUCUGAAGCAGCCGGAGUAUAAAGUGGUCCAGCGUGACAGGAAGGCAGUGUUUGAGUGCAAGGUCAAGCAUGACCCCACCCUCAUCCCCACCAUGGUCUGGCUCAAGGACGGCGGAGACUUACCCGACAAUGACAGGUUUGUGAUUGGUGCAGACACCUUGACCAUCUCUGACGUGACUGAGGCCGAUGAGGGCACGUACACCUGCAUCAUGAACACCACCCUGGACCAGGACUCCGCCAGCGCAACGCUCACCGUAGUAGAGGCCACACCCACUCCGGCCAUCGUUUACGAGAGACCAGACCCGCCUACUGACCUGGAGCUUACCGAUCAGAUGGAGAGGAGCGUCCAGCUCACCUGGAUCCCCGGAGAUGAACACAACAGCCCCAUCGAGAAGUUCCUCCUCCAGUACGAAGACUCCCUUCAUGAGCGGGGAGUGUGGGUCAACAUGACGGAGGUCCCUGGCACCAAGACCACGGCCCGGCUGGACCUGUCUCCAUACGUGUACUACUCCUUCAGGGUUCUGGCACUGAAUGAUGUGGGCUACAGUGAGCCCAGUGUACCAUCGGAACAGUACCGGACCAGUCCAGCCAAGCCAGAUGACAAUCCAUCAGAUGUUGAAGGUUUUGGAACAGACCCCAAGAAUCUAGUUAUAUCAUGGAAGCCACUGACGGGUCUCCAGUCCAACGGUCCGUACCUGCAGUACGUGGUGAGCUGGAGGCAGAAGGAUCUGGACCAGGAGUGGGCCACCGUCACCGUGGAAAACGUCUCGCAGUACGUGGUGCCCGAGACGCCCACCUUCGUGCCCUUCGAGAUCAAGGUCCAGGCCAUUAACCGCUACGGGUCGGCACCCGAGCCCCAGGUGGUGGAGGGAUACUCCGGCGAAGAUUUGCCCUCAGCAGCUCCAGCCAGUGUGAAAGUCGAGGCAGGAAAUGACACGAUCGCAGAGGUCAGCUGGGAGCCUGUUCCCAUGGCAACAGUCCAUGGAAAACUACAAGGCUAUAAGGUGUACUACUGGAGGGAGAAGAGCCUGCUGCAGGAGGACUCGGAGCCCGAGGAGGUCCAGGUGAUGGUCUUCAGCGGGAACAAGACGGAGGGCAAGGUGCCUGGCCUGCACCCCUACAGCCUCUAUAACAUCCAGAUCAGGGUGUUCAACGGCAAGGGAGAGGGCCCACAAAGCGUCACGCAGACGUUUGAGACGCCCGAAGGAGUUCCCGGACCUCCAGCCUUCCUCCACUUCACUGACCUCAGCCUGGACUCUCUGACGCUGGUGUGGGGACCGCCCAAGCAGGACAACGGCCGCCUGACAGGCUUCACGCUCAAAUACCAGCCCGUGAACAACACGAGCGAGCUCGGUCCCAUGGAGGAAAUGACCCUGCCGGCCAACGAGACGAAGCUCACCCUCUCCAGCCUGAAACAGAGCACCCGCUACAAGUUCUACAUCAGCGCCAACACAAUCAAGGGAGCUGGCCCCACCAUCACAGAGGAGGUCGUCACCAUCAUAGACACUGCGUUUUUGAGGCCGCCCACCUCAGGAGUGGGCAAAGCUCGUCCCACCAGCCGGCCGUUCGGAAGGGUAAACUCAUCCGUGGAGCAAAACGGAGCUGUUAUAAGCUGGGAGUACUCGGGUCCAGAUAACAUUUACGUGGAAUAUAAUGUAGAAAACAGUAAGGACGCGUGGACUAAAGAGUUUGUAAACGGCACACAAACGUAUCUGAUUAAGGGUCUAAAGGCGGGCACGUCGUAUAGGGUGCGAGUGGUGGCCAAAGACCACUCGGACCAAACGCUGCACAGCACAGAUGAGCUGGUCAUUACGGUCCCAGACCCUGCUACGAAGUAUGCCGCUGACAUCAAAGUGAAGUUCCCUAAAACCUAUGCCCUGCUUGCCAAAAACAUCACCCUGGAGUGCUUCGCUCUUGGAAAUCCUAUUCCGCAUAUCCGCUGGAGGAAACUGGACGCGGACCUACCGCCCAACUACGAGGUGACGAUGAACGGAGCUCUGCUGCACCUGACCAACGUGCAGUACGAGGACGAGGGCAGUUACGAGUGCGAGGCCCUCAACGUCAAAGGCAAAGACUGGCACAGGCAGUGGGUCUACGUGGAAGGACCCCCAGAGUGGGCCUCGCACAUCAACAACACGGAGAUGGACGUGGGCAGUAAGCACACCAUGCGAUGUGCCGCUAUGGGGAAGCCCUGGCCCUGGAUACGCUGGCUGAAGGACGGCUACUCGUAUGGUAAAGGAGAGCUGCAGUUCGACAGUCUCACGUUCACUCACUCUGGCAUGUACCAGUGCGUGGCGGAGAACCCGUGGGGAACCAUCUAUGCCAACGCUGAACUCAGAGUGACCGCCUGCGCUCCAACGUUUGAGUACAACCCUGUGCGGAAACAGCUGCUGGGGGCCAGGGAUGGCCGCGUGGUCAUCGAAUGCAAACCCCGAGCGGCACCACGGCCCACAUUCACCUGGUUGAAGGGGAAGGAGAAGCUCGGCAACUCCACCAGGUAUUCAGUGUGGCUAGAUGGUAGUCUGGAGAUCUUCAAUGCCACAAACGAGGAUGAGGGGGUGUACACCUGCUUUGCUGAGAAUGACCGGGGCAAAGCCAACAGCACGGGGACUCUCACCAUCACUGAUGCCACUAAGAUCAUUGUGGCCCCUUCUGAUGUGGACAUCAUGGUUGGGGACAGCACAGUGCUUCCCUGCACGGCCUCCUUUGACCCCAUGCUGGACCUGACCUUCAUCUGGACUGUGGACUCCAUCCUCAUCGAUUUCGACCUGAUGAAGAAGCACUUUGAGCUGUUGCUGGAUCGAGAGAACAGUGGUGACCUGUUGAUAAAGAACGCUCUUGCAAAACACUCGGGCCGAUACUCCUGCACUGCCCAGACUGUAGUUGACAAUGUGACAGUUAUAGCUGAUGUCGUAGUCCAAGGCCUGCCUGGCCCCCCAGGUGGAGUGAUGGUGAUGGAGGUGAGGGACACGGCAGUGAAGCUCAUCUGGACCCGGGGCAGCGAGCACGGCCUGCCCAUCAAACACCACCUCAUCCAGACGCGAGACUACUACGCCCUCGAUCCUGACGACUGGAAGGACGCAAAGACCUCUCCUGUGUUUCUUGAUCGUUUUGCGACGGCGGCUGAGGUGGUGGACCUCUACCCUUACAUGCAGUAUGAAUUCCGGGUGAUUGCCGUCAACGAAAUGGGCCCUGGCGAGUCCAGCUGGCCCUCCAAGAAGAUCACGACCUGGGAUGCAGUUCCUGCGGCGGCUCCAACAGACGUCGGAGGCUUUGUAGGGAUUAACGGCGAGCUCACCAUCACCUGGACGCCCAUUCAACCACAAUAUUACUAUGGGAAGAAGUGCGGCUACGUGGUGGCCUUCAAACCGCAUGAGAACUACGACUGGGGGUGGGCCACAGUGACCGACCCCGAGACCAGACGCUACGUCCACAGGGACCUGUACAUCACCCCAGGAACAGAGAUCCAGGUCAAGGUCAAGGCGUACAACACCAAAGGAGAAGGGCCCUACAGCCUGUCCUCUGUCGUCUAUGCACCAGAGGGGGUGCCCACGGAGCAGCCUCUGGAUGUGUACGCUCGUCCUGUGAGUGCCACGGAGGCCUUGGUCUGGUGGCUGCCUGUCUUCCUGCAACCUCCGCUGCAGUGGGUGGACGGCUACCAGGUGCGGUACUGGAGAAAGUAUGACGACAACGAGGCGGCGGCACAGCGGAUUCUCGUGGGGAACGGCGUGAACAACACGCGUCUAGAGAACAUGCUCCCCGACUCGCACUACCUCAUUGAGGUGCGCGCCUACAACGGAAUCGGCCUUGGCCCACCCAGUGAGCACUGUGAGAUGUUCACCAGAAGACCACCUCCGGACCGCAGGCUGCGGCUCUUUAAGUACGUCAGCUGGAGUGGGAAAUGGCUCUACCUGUCCUGGGACCACAUCUACAGCUACUGGAACGAGUCCUUCAUCGAGGGCUACAAGAUUCUGUACAGGAAGGUGGGCUACCGGUAUGGGAAGCUCUACACCACCGGUAGGCACUACAUAGACUUCCCCUACCCUGAGACGGGCGACUGGGUCAUCGAGGUGCGUGCCCACUGCGAGGGUGGAGACGGACCAGUCGGACGUGUCUCUGUCCAGGGAGAGCUAGCGGGUGCCAUCCUCAGCACUCAGUCUUUGAGUCUGGGCUCUCUUCUGCUGUUUGUCAUGGGCACGAUGGCUAUCAACCUGUAGUGCUGCCUACACACACACACACACACACACACAAAUACGUAAUACGUACACACAGAUGCACAGACAAACAUACAAAACAAACUCAUUCACACUUAAUUACAUUAAACAGACUUUAUUACUGUAAGCCAAGAAUCUGGACAUGGACGACAGCUGAAGUAUCUAAACAACCAAUAGU